GCUGUUUGAGCGGAAAAGAGAUCCAGCGACAGCGGAAGGAGGGGGGUGGAUCAUCACCGAGUAUCAGGGAGGGGCCAGAGUAGUGAAAGUGGGAAACAAUCUGCACUGCGAAAAGAGGGAGGGGGGAAUUUGGUGCAAGCAUGGCGGUACAGCUGCAUCAGCUGGGGGCGGUUAUGCAGUACGUCGUGUUUGGGAUCUCCGUUGCGCUCGCCCUCUUCUUCAUUGUGCAGACACGCCGGAAAAAUGUCAACUGGGAAAUCAUCUUUGCCACCGCCGCCCUCGCGACCCUCUACAUGCUGGAGCGUCAAUGGGGCCCCGCCGGCCCCGCUGACAUCAGCAUGACGAGUUCGGGGCGACGGUUGCCGUGGUUCCGCUAUGGGGAGUGGCUCCUGACGUUUCCUCCGUUAUUGGCGGCGGUCGCAAAUCUGACGGGGCUUGGGAGGCGGAAAUGGGGCCAAGGAAUGGCUCUGUUGGGCGCGCUCCAAGUUGCGCUUCUGGGGGGGGUCACGGCGGCAUACAGCACGGGCCUUGCGGCGAAGAUUGUUUUUGCGUGCAUUGCGGCAGCUGCAUAUGCUGUUGUCCUUGUGCUGACGUCACUCACCUUCGGGCUGACGUAUCGUGAGGUGCCCCUCUCCCUGCGGGGCUUCGUGUCGCUCCUGCGCGCCCUGCUGCUGCUGACGUGGCUUGUCUACCCCGUCACCUGGGCGCUCGGUCCAGCAGGUUUCCGCCGGAUCUCCUUCGACGGCGAAACGGUCGCGUUCGCUUUUGCGGACAUCUUCGCCAAGUGCGCCUGGAGCGUUCUACUGUGGUACUUCCGCCGGACAGUCCAAGUGUCCGUUCCGGCGCAGUUCUGGGCGACGCAGGCCGACGCGCAGGCUGCGCCGGGCGCCGUCGGGGAUACCGGAGUUGCCCAGCAGCUCCUUGGCAAGGGAGAUCCGGUGCUUGUCUCCGGGCGCCGUUUUCAGCCGGCGGUCGCGGAAGUUGGAGAGGGAUCCCCCUCGGGCAAAGAGCCGCUCCUAUUGGAGGAACCAGAGGAGGUGCCGCUGACUGGCUGGCCGCUCGGGCUCGCACGUACGCGUGUGCACGUGGCCCCCCGUGACGUCACCCGCCCCCGCGCUUCUCCCCGGUUCUGGUUUCCCGGUCUCUCCGAUCAGAUCCGCACAGAACAGGCGGCCUACAGCCCGACCGGAACGCCCUUUCCGGUCACUCGGCCCUCGUCCCUUCUUCCGAGCCCCAGACAAGAGCUAGAAACGGCGGAAGGGGUGACGGUCUACCGGAAUCCGCUGGCUCUGACGGAAUCCGGAGAGCAGGAGGUAGGCGACGCGGCCGUCGCGCGCGCGCGCGGGCGCGAGCUCGCGAUCGAUAUUCCGGGGGAGGGUUCAGGCCAGCGGACGCCGGAGUGGGGCGGAGCGGAAUCCUCUGAGGACCGGAAACGGACUUGGGCGGCGUUUAUCCGCUCUUUCGGUGCGCAAAAGUCGCCUCCUGAGACCAAGUCCGAGGAAGGCGAAGCCGGGUACAAAACGCUCGCCCGGCCGGAAUGGCCGGGCUCUAUUUCGGCGCGCAAAGAGCGCCCGGGGGAGAGUCAGUCUCGGUUCUGCCUGCGGCGACGGCCGAGGAAACCACACUCGCUUCGGAAGUUCCGACACCGACCAGCCGGCUCGAGAGAAUUGUAA
Messenger RNA from Klebsormidium nitens, 1673 nucleotides. The record is from the annotation of a GenBank genome assembly. NCBI's taxonomy places the organism in Eukaryota, Viridiplantae, Streptophyta, Klebsormidiophyceae, Klebsormidiales, Klebsormidiaceae.